GACGGACAGACUUGUAACGUUGCCCAAACACGAACUCGGAGUCUGAUCUGAUUUCCAUGCAGAACUCAUUUUGUGACUUCGCUGUUGGAUUGUCGGGAUCAGCCCCUCCCCCCUCCCCUGAUCCCAGAAGGAAGACGGGGGGGGGAUUUCCUCUCCUCCUUCCCCCCCCCACCCGCUCAACACUUUCCCUCCCCUCCCGGCACAUCCUUCUCUCAUCCCGCCCACACAAUCCCAGAUCCCGCCCCCAAUACAUUGCUCCUCCUCCUCCUCCUCCAAUCCGGCUUCGCUCCGGAAAUGAGGGGGGAGCCCCCCUCCCAACCUGCCUGCUUCUCCCGCAAGUGAAGCGUCCACUCCGGAUUGCCGCUCUAUCCCGUAGAUCUGGGGGGGGCGCUUUCGGAAAGGGGAGGAGGAUGGGAAGAGGAGGAUCCCCGCCCAACGUGGAUGUUGCAGGAAAGGAAAGGAGAAUCGGGAGCGAGGACAAAGAGGCAAUGUCAGAGUGACUGACAAGCUGAGAUACAAUCCUUCAGCAUCCGACGACAACGACUCCAUGAAUCAUCCUAGUCAAAGGACCCAUUUUCAUGAUAGACAGUGCCUGUGGCUGGAGGCUCUACACACCGGGUGUGCCUGUGCAGGCCAAAGACUGCCAGUAUUAGCACAGGGCCUGCCUUCACCUGCAGCAGAAUUCCCUAAUACACCAAGGAUUUGAGACCCAUCAACUAUCCUCGCCUGGUUUUGCCGGCUGGUUGAAGCGAUUCCUGGGAUUGUGGCCCCUGUUGCAUGCUGACAUCUUCUGGAAGCCACAGGAUUUCCUUUCCUCCCACUCUGAAGAAGGUGAUGGAGAAGACAUUCAGAAUUCCAGGGGAUGGGGCACCUUUCAUUUCAUUAGGAAUAGAAAUUAAAAUGUGUGAAAUGUGGGAUAUGCUUCAUUGAAUGAGCACACAUAGCUCACAUCAAUGACUCCAAGAGGGGAGAAAACAUUUAAAGGUAUGGAGAGUGGGAAAAGUUUCACUGAUAGUAGAAAACUUAGAACGCAUCAGCGGACUCACAUGGACAAGAAAGGAUUCCAAUGCAGGGAGUGUGGGAAGAACUUUAGUCUAAGAGGACUCCUCAGUAUACACCAGCGGACUCACACAGGGGAAAAACCAUUUAAAUGCAUGGAGUGCGGGAAAAGCUUCCGUCAGAGUGGACACUUAAGUGCACAUCUACGGAUUCACACGGGUGAAAAACCUUUUAAAUGCAGGGAGUGCGGAAAGAGCUUCAGUAAGAGUGGACACUUAAGUUCACAUCAACGGACUCACACGGGUGAAAAACCAUAUAAAUGUAUGGAGUGUGGAAAGAGCUUCAGUAAGAGUGGACACCUCAAUAGACAUCACCAGACUCAGACAGGGGAGAAACCAUAUGAAUGCAGGGAGUGUGGGAAGAGCUUCAGUCGGAAUGGAGAACUUAAAUUACACCAGCGAACUCACACUGGUGAAAAACCAUAUAAAUGUAUGGAGUGUGGCAAGAGCUUCAGUCAGAGUGGGCACUGCAAUAUGCAUCAACGGACUCACACAGGGGAGAAACCAUUUCAAUGCAUGGAGUGCGGAAAGAGCUUUAGUGAAAAUGGAGCCCUUAGAAUACAUCAACGGACUCACACAGGGGAAAAACCAUUUAAAUGUAUUGAGUGCGGAAAGAGCUUCAGUCAGAAUGCAGACCUUAAAAAACAUCAACGGAUUCACACAGGGGAGAAACCAUAUAAAUGUAUGGAAUGUGGAAGAAGCUUCAGUUACGAUGCAGGACUUAGAUCACAUCAACAGACACACACAGAGGAGAAACCAUAUGGAUGUAUGGAGUGUGGAAAGAGCUUCAGUCGGCUUGGAACCCUUAGAAUACAUCAACAGACUCACACAGGGGGAAAACCAUUUAAAUGCAUUGAGUGUGGAAAGAGCUUCAGUCGAAAUGGAUACCUUAGAACACAUCAACGGACUCACACAGGGGAGAAACCAUUUAAAUGCUUGGAAUGCGGAAAGAGCUUCAGUUACGGUUCAGGCCUUAGAAGACAUCAAUUGACUCACACAGGCAGGGGGGAAACCAUUUAAAUGUAUUGAGUGCAGAAAGAGCUUCAGUCAGAAUGGAGACCUUAAAACACAUCAAUGGACACACACAGGAGAGAAACCAUAUAAAUGUAUGGAGUGUGGAAAGAGCUUCAGUCAGAGUGGACACCUCAAUAUACAUCAACGGACUCACACAGGGGAGAAACCAUAUAAAUGUGUGGAGUGUGGGAAGUGCUUCAGUUUCAAUGCAAUGCUUAGAAGACAUCAACGGACUCACACAGGGGGGAAACCAUUUAAAUGCAUUGAGUGCAGAAAGAGCUUCACUCAGAAUGGAGACCUUAAAUUACACCAGCGGACUCACACAGGGGAGAAACCGUUUAAAUGCAUGAAGUGCGGAAAAAGCUUCAGUCAAAGUGGAAAUCUUAGAAAACAUCAGCAGACACACAGGGAAGAAACCAUUUAAAUGUAUGGCAUGUGGAAGGAGCUUCAGUCGGAGUGGAACCCUU
Messenger RNA from Podarcis raffonei (Aeolian wall lizard), 2539 nucleotides. Its product is annotated as zinc finger protein 135-like. Gene Ontology annotation, molecular function: DNA-binding transcription factor activity, RNA polymerase II-specific; RNA polymerase II transcription regulatory region sequence-specific DNA binding. The coding region runs from base 954 to 2078 and encodes 374 amino acids. The transcript has 4 exons. Lineage: Eukaryota; Metazoa; Chordata; Lepidosauria; Squamata; Lacertidae. Gene Ontology annotation, cellular component: nucleus. Gene Ontology annotation, biological process: regulation of transcription by RNA polymerase II. The record is from RefSeq and is a predicted model, not a curated record.